CAUUUUAGCAUGACAGGUCACUCCGCUGUGUGUCUGAAGCCGUUGCUGGGCUCUUACCGCCGGGUUUUAGCUUUAAUAUUAUAACCUCACCAUAGUUCAUCUAUGCGUUAAAGGGAGCAACCCUACAAUGGAUUAAAGCGACAUCAUGGUCUGACUUUAGCGUCAAAGUGAAUGGAAGAUACCGUCUGUUGGAAGUUUUAAUCCAAGUAGGGGCCAGAGACGAGGCGGCCGUCAUGUGCAACUGAAGACGUCUUGAUGAUCACAUGGGCUACUGACCUGUGCUGACCUGAUGGUUUAAUCAGCAGGACUAAAAAUGAGCAUCAGCAGUGAUGAGGUCAACUUCCUGGUUUACAGAUACCUACAAGAGUCAGGGUUCUCCCACUCAGCAUUCACCUUUGGCAUAGAGAGCCACAUCAGCCAGUCGAACAUCAAUGGAGCCCUGGUGCCCCCUGCUGCCCUCAUCUCCAUCAUCCAGAAGGGCCUGCAGUAUGUGGAGGCCGAAGUCAGCAUCAACGAGGACGGGACCCUGUUUGACGGACGGCCCAUCGAGUCACUGUCUCUGAUCGACGCCGUCAUGCCGGAUGUGGUCCAGACCCGGCAGCAGGCCUACCGAGACAAACUGGCUCAGCAGGCGGCGGCAGGCAGCGGCAGCAGCAGUGGCAGCGGCAGCAGCACAGGGCCACAGGGAGGCUCCAAGAAUGGCGACGGGGGCCCUGCUAACGGAGAGGAAAACGGAUCACAUGCCUUAGCCAAUAACCACUCAGAAAUGAUGGAGGUGGACCGGGAUGUGGAGAUCCCCCAGAGCAAAGCCAUGGUCCUGCGAGGCCACGAGUCGGAGGUUUUUAUCUGUGCCUGGAACCCGGUGAACGACCUCCUCGCCUCUGGGUCAGGAGACUCGACGGCGCGGAUCUGGAACCUGAGUGAGAACAGCACGGGGGGGUCCACCCAGCUGGUUCUGAGGCACUGCAUACGGGAGGGUGGCCAGGACGUCCCCAGCAACAAGGACGUCACCUCGCUGGACUGGAAUAGUGAGGGCACGUUACUGGCCACCGGCUCAUACGACGGCUUCGCCCGGAUAUGGACGAAAGAUGGAAACCUGGCCAGUACUUUGGGUCAGCACAAAGGGCCCAUAUUUGCACUCAAGUGGAACAAAAAAGGCAACUUCAUCCUCAGCGCCGGAGUAGAUAAGACAACAAUUAUCUGGGACGCGCACACAGGGGAAGCAAAGCAGCAGUUUCCUUUCCACUCAGCACCGGCUCUGGAUGUGGACUGGCAGAACAACAACACGUUCGCCUCCUGCAGCACAGACAUGUGCAUCCAUGUGUGCAAGCUGGGUCAGGACAGACCCGUCAAGACUUUCCAGGGACACUCGAACGAAGUGAACGCCAUAAAGUGGGAUCCCACGGGCAGCUUGCUGGCCUCCUGCUCAGACGACAUGACGCUCAAGAUCUGGAGCAUGAAGCAGGAUUCGUGUGUCCAUGACCUUCAGGCCCAUAGUAAAGAAAUCUACACCAUCAAAUGGAGCCCCACGGGCCCUUCGACCAACAAUCCCAGUGCAAACCUCAUGCUGGCCAGCGCCUCGUUCGACUCGACUGUGCGCCUGUGGGACGUGGAGCGUGGGGUGUGCAUCCACACACUAAUCCGCCACCAGGAGCCCGUCUACAGCGUAGCCUUCAGUCCUGACGGCAAGCACCUGGCCAGCGGCUCCUUCGACAAGUGUGUCCACAUCUGGAAUACUCAGACGGGUGCUUUAGUUCACAGCUACCGGGGGACCGGUGGGAUCUUUGAGGUGUGCUGGAACGCCACAGGGGACAGAGUAGGAGCGAGCGCGUCAGACGGAUCAGUUUGCGUGCUAGAGCUGAGGAAAUGACACUUGUGUGUGUGGUGUAGCUGUGGACCGACUACGAAUGUGUACAUAGCCAAAACGACUGUCCCUGCCUGUCCGCCACACUGCUGUCUGUCCCAUCAGGUUCCGCUUCUUCGUGGAUGUCCCACAGCUCGUCUGGCCUGCGCCGUGCAGACGUCGGAAGAGCCUCCCCAACGUCACUGGGACCCCCAAUCGGUCAAAUAAAACUCCGGCAUCCUUUCUGUCUUCUCAUGUCCAUAUCCGCUAAAUCAGAAGUGUCCAGAUUUUUGAUCUCUGUCGCUGCGUGCGCAUCAUACCCGUCAGAAUCUGGCGGCCCACACAGAGCUAAAUUUGGACCUCGCCGGGUUCGUCUUGUGACGUGUGAGAACGAGGCAAGGGGGAAGUUUUGAGAAGCUCGUCUCUUUCCAUUCACAGAUCUGUUCGUUUCCUGUUGGUGACAUAUGCCAACUCAUUCUUCUAACCGAAGAGACGUUUUUAAGUUGUCGCCGGUUUUAAGAGUGAGCGGAGCCUUGCAAAAGUAUUCACAUCUCCUCAGUUUUUAAGUCGGAACCAUAAGCUUUCCUUCUAUUUUGUUGGGACUUUGUGUGAUAGUCCUACACAAAUAAGCAAAUAGUGAAAAAUUUGGAAAACAACUGGACUAGUUAUCAUUGCAAACUAGUGUUAGCUUAGCCAAGUUGAAUAAAUAAUACCAAUAAUUAAGUUUUUUCUCAGAUUCCAAAAUGGAUUUAGGUCUGGGCUUUGACUGGACCACUCUGGUAGUUGAACCUCCACCCGAGUCCCAAGUCUUUUUCACCAAGGUGUUUAACUCCAUCUGUCCUCUGACCACCUUUCUGUUUCUACAGAAAAAAAAAAUAAAUAAAUGCAUCACCACACCAUGAUGCUGCCACUACCAUUUUUAACUUUGGGGAUAGGAAAGUGAGCCUGAUCUAAAAUCAGUUGGUUGUUAUCCUGCCAAUACUGAUCUGGUUAUCUUAAAGGCAGUUUUUAUCAGAGUUAAUGAGGCUGAAUACAAAUACACACUGUAAAAUUUUCUACCCAUUUUUCUUCCACUGCGCGAUUAAGCUACAAUUUAUGUUGGCCCAUCACAUAAAACCCAAUCACAUACAUGGUUUUACCAUAACAGAAUGUUGAAAAGCUUCAAGAGUUAUGACUGCUUUUGCAAGUGACAGUAUUUGACAGCCAUCCUAGCUGUUUUCAUUUAAGGGGUGGGGGGGCGAUUGUUGUUUUCUGGCCAAUCACCGAUAUUUAAAAAGCUUGACCUGCCCAUUCCGAUUUUGGUAGAUGUCAAUCAAUACAUUUUUUUUUUUUUGGUAAAAAAUAACAAAAAAAAUGGCAAAUAUACCAACAAAAGCCCCAAAGUUAGAGGUAGAUGAAAUCGGUUUCUCCGGGCGACGCAAACUUGAAGGACGUCGGGCCAAUUUGUCGGUUUCUAGGAAAUCAUUUUUCAGGUGCUUGCAAACUGACUAUUCAAAACGUCUAAAAGUUCAUCUGGGCCACACAUCUUCUUCAGGUGUGAGGCAAAGCGAUAAACCAGCUUAGCCACAUGAAUUUGGCUGACACAACCAUCCGGUAGCUGUGCUUUGUUUCUCUCCUGAUGAAAACCAGACGGUGUUGGAACAGUCCUUCUUUCCCUCGCUUUCUUCUAAAAGGGCGUCCUCUCUUCUGCUAAAAACGGCCGUACCCGGUUGUCCCGACCGAUGCGCCACACCGCAGUGGACAGUUGUUGCCCCUCAUUAUCGCCAACACACAGGUGACAGACAGACGGCGAUUAGUUUGCAGUGUUUAGGUUUUGCUUUUGAAGACAAGUCGGCUGUUGAUGAAGCGAACAUCCAGACGCAGGCAGCUUCGUUGAAUCUUACGAGACACCAUUGCACCGCCACAGCUGCAACCAAAGCAGUCGGCACUCGAAGUUGUUUUGCACUUUAGCCUAAAAUGAGGGAAGAUUCAAUCCAUCAGAAACUUGUCUUUAGAAGCAGGUUUACCGGUCGUCUUCAACUCACAAUCAGUCAAAAAGGACCCGUCAGCCGACCCGUUACAUAUCCGCCACAAAAAAUUGCUCGUACCUUUAUUUGCUUCGAUAAAGCCAGAUCCAGUGUCUGAGCUGGAUCCCUGUGACAAUGAAAUGGUAUUUUACCCCCCCCCCCCGUUUGGUUUUGGGUGGGCAGGAACAGUGCUAACACCGAUCCCAUGUUUGCUAUGUCGGAAAGCCCUCGAAGGUUUUGUACUUUUGUAAUUUUGAUUCGUUUGUAGCCACGUACUCAAAACAAUAAAAAGAAAAACAAAACAAAAAACAGAUGUAAUUGUUGGUGUAAUAUAACACAGAACAUGUAAAUACCAAUUUUCUGAAAAUUGUUUUUUUUUUUCUUUUGGGGGGGUUGGGGUCUUUCCACAGUCCUACGUUGUACUUUGUCACGGUUGCAGCCUGCAGCCUCCUGAUCAGACUGUUGGUAUAUCACUCAGAUCUUAAGGUCUAGAAUAAAAUUUAUUUUGAUAAUA
Gambusia affinis (western mosquitofish) is the source of this 4363-nucleotide messenger RNA. Its product is annotated as F-box-like/WD repeat-containing protein TBL1XR1. Bases 314 to 1870 code for a protein of 518 amino acids. Lineage: Eukaryota; Metazoa; Chordata; Actinopteri; Cyprinodontiformes; Poeciliidae. Gene Ontology annotation, cellular component: histone deacetylase complex. Gene Ontology annotation, biological process: regulation of transcription by RNA polymerase II. Gene Ontology annotation, molecular function: transcription corepressor activity; protein binding. The transcript has 16 exons. The record is from RefSeq and is a predicted model, not a curated record.